Molecule: messenger RNA, 2835 nt
Organism: Branchiostoma belcheri (Belcher's lancelet)
Lineage: Eukaryota; Metazoa; Chordata; Leptocardii; Amphioxiformes; Branchiostomatidae
Product: early growth response protein 1-like
Exons: 2
Coding region: 243-1685 (480 amino acids)
Biological process (GO): regulation of transcription by RNA polymerase II
Molecular function (GO): DNA-binding transcription factor activity, RNA polymerase II-specific; RNA polymerase II cis-regulatory region sequence-specific DNA binding
Source: RefSeq, a predicted model, not a curated record
UUUUCCCGACGUCACACGAAUCCUGGAUAUAAGGAAAACGCCUACCUUCUCGGCUGCACUCAGUCGCCUCUCCGAACGAAGCCGAACACUCACUUCGUGUAUCUCCGCAAACCGCACCGAUCACUCCCGAGCGCGGCCCGAGUCUCACUCGCUUCGGGUUCUGGGGACGACCGAAAACAGCCGGACGCUUCUCCGCUUCGUUCGCAACAAGCGAAGUCGAUCCUUACUUGCAACAAGAACAGAUGUCUCGAAUGAUGGAUGCACUUGACACUUUGUCACAAGUAGCCACGGAGCUGAAGCUAUCUGAAGCAGCUACGUCGUCUCUGCUCUGUUUCGAUACCAGCUUUUUCAACAACCCAGCUCCGCUGCCUGCAAAUUUGAGGCCCGAAGACCUCAGUGUGCACACCACGGUGCCCAGCGCUACCGCCGCCGACGGCAUCUACACUCAGGGAGAGCCCGUGUCGGAAUUUAGCGACCACUCUUCGGAUUCGCUCGGCAACGGAUUCAACGCGGAGUUCACCAUCGCCCCCGUCGCCGACUUCUGCAAGCGCGAGGCGGGCGACGCCUCCUCCGCGGCCUACCCCGACUCCAGCAAGGCCGUCAGCGGGAACAGGAUCGUGUACCGCGGCAGCUUCACCACGGCCGGCGCCGGCAGCGGCGACACCGCCUGGCAGUGGCCGGCAGAACACACCGCUUCGCUGCUGACCCUGCUCAACACCAACAUCCAGAACGCCUUGAGCAUGACCCAGCAGAGCCAGGGAACAGAGCCACUGCCGCCGCCCGUCUGCACCAGCCCGCUCGGCGCCCCCUCCCAGGCCGAGUCCGUCUCCAGCUCGCACUCGCCCUGCCUCACGCCAGAGCCAGACUCCACCACCGCCUACACAACCUGCGAGAACACCUACCUGGCCGACACCAAGACCUACACCGGCGCUCCCAUGGACAUGAGCAGCGGGCCCUGCCUGCCCAUCUUCAGCCAGCCCGAGCCGCAGCGAGCAGGCCUCCCCAUCAGCGGGAACGUCAAGUACCAGUGGCCGGUCAUCCCUGACUUCCCGUUCCAGGCAGGGCAGACCCAGGUGGACAAGGCGACGCCUCCGCCGCAGUACGGCGCCGAGCACAUGGUCCUGCAGAGCGGGCCGCUCACAGACUUCGUCACCCUGACUCAGAAACUCAUCAGCCAGCCGUACAGAAUGAGCCCGAGCCCCAGCAAGGCGUUAACAACAUCGGACGGCUGCGCGGUGGUGAACAAGCCGCAGGCCCGCAAAUAUCCCAACAGAAACAGCAAGACGCCCCCGCACGAGCGGCCGUACGCCUGCCCCGUGGACACCUGCGACCGGCGGUUCUCCCGCUCCGACGAACUGACGCGACACAUCAGAAUCCACACCGGACAGAAACCGUUCCAGUGCCGGAUCUGCAUGCGCAACUUCAGUCGGUCCGACCACCUGACGACGCACGUCAGGACCCACACGGGCGAAAAACCCUUCCAGUGUGACACUUGCGGCCGGAAGUUCGCGCGCUCCGACGAGAGGAAGAGACACACCAAGAUUCACCUGCGACAGAAGGGAAAGAAGGACUGCAAGGCGCUGGCGUCUUCCCCCUCCGACAACUCCCCCUCCGCGGCCGUGUCAGCCCCUCCCCACUCCAGCUUGCUAACUCUGCCGGUCAGCACCGUCACGACUUCUGCCUAGACUCUUACUCACAACAACAACAACAACAAACCGAAAAAAACUUCGCUACUACAGACUGAAGAACUACUGAAAAAAAACUACUGCUCACGAUCAUCUCACCAUCCGCACUACAGUGUCUGAACUCUUGUCUCUCUGUGUUUCCGAAGGGCUAGUUCUCCUUUCAGUGUGACGUCGUCUUUUGGGUUCACGGUUCGUUCUUACGUUUCCAAAAUGUGGUGGUAAAAAAAACCGGUGGUACAGUUUUCUCUCUCCAGACUUGUCGGAUUGAUAACUCUAAGAUUGACACCUGUAUAAGCCACAGACCUGAAGACCCGUGUUGCCAAAGAAAGACAGUCGGUAAGAAACGCAACUAUGCCAAGUUUCUCUCGACAAAGCUUCUAUAGUAGCUCGCUCAUAUUCCGUUGUUUGGUUCUUUGAAUCUUGUAUGUAUUUUUCUGUUGUUGUUCUUGUGAGGCACCGUGUAUAUUAGACUAACGGUCCGGACUGGCGCCGGACUUUAUAACGCUGUAAAACACUAUUGUACUACGUAGUCGGUAUUAAGGUGUGUUGCAAGAUGAUAUGUCGUCGCCCUAGUCGCAGUACUAAGUACGUUAUUGCGUAUCUAGACUUAUGUAGCUUCAGGUAGUGUCGGAAAGACUGGCUUUAAAAUAAAACUCAAGACGAACUUAUACUUGUAUUGCUGUGCCAUGUAUGUACGUAUGACGCUAUCGAGAUAGAGGAGGCGGUGUUCUCUCUGUUUUGAUACACCGUGUAGUGUUCUAUAGUAGUACGAGUACGCCUGCCCUCCUCUGUAAAAUCUGUGUGCCCGUGCGGUAACGUUAGGUUUUCUACACAUUCGUGUCGAGUCGUUUUGAACGUAGAAAGACGCACCGGAGAUGUGCUUGGAGCAGGACUUGUAGCUCCUCCGUGGCGGCGGGUUACUACAACUGUACUUUCCGCAGAGAUAUGUGUUUGACUAUAUGAUAGUGUAGCGUGUCGACAGCUGCCAUAUUAUUUUACCCAUCUUUUCAUUCAUGCGCACCGAAUGUACUGAUGAGCAUGAUGAUGAUAUAGGCAUGUAUCUCAACUCAAGGGAAUUUAUUCUGAAUAAUAACUAUAUCGACAAAAGAAAAACAAUUAAAAAGAAGACAUGUUACGGAUAUUUUCUUGA